AUGCCAUCGGAGGCACCAGAUAUCGAAAUUUCAGACAAUGAGCAAAUAAUACCGGUCGAUGAAUUGUCUGACGCCGAGUCUGUAGAGGAGGACGUAGUACCUCAACAGAAAGUCGAAAUUGAUAAUAAGAUCGCACUGGAACGGAUACGGGAAACAAUCAAACUGGACCAGUCGCUUCCAUGGACAGAGACUCUGGUGGUAUCAUAUCCUGAGACCAUUGACGUCGACGUGGAUGAUGACCUGAACAGGGAGCUCGCUUUCUACAAGCAAGCCUUGCACGGUGCUCAAGCUGCCAGAGCCCUAGCCACAAAGCACGAUUUACCCUUCACUCGCCCGUCUGAUUACUUUGCAGAGAUGGUUAAAUCAGAUGCGCAUAUGGAGCGCAUCCGUCAACGCUUGCUAGAUGAGAGUGCGGUCAUCAAGCGGAGCGAGGAAAAGAGAAAGGAGCGGGAAGGGAAGAAGUUCGGCAAGCAGGUGCAAUUGGAUAAGUUGCGAGAGCGGGAGAGGAGCAAGAAGGAUAUGGAGGAAAGGCUCAGAGGGCUCAAGCGCAAGCGCAAGGGCGUCUUAGACAACCCGCAAGAAGACGGGGAUGGUUUCGAUGUCGCUGUCGAGGACGCUAUUUCAGAUCGGCCAUCGAAACAAGCAAAAACCUCUGCGUCUGGGGGAAAGAAGAUGCCACGUCAGGCCAGGGACAAGAAAUUUGGCUUUGGUGGUCCUCAGAGGAGAUCAAAACAAAAUACCAAGUCCUCGACGGAUAAUUUCGGUGGUGGUGGUGGUGGGAAAGGUACGCGGCCAGCGAAAGGAGGCCCGAAGAGCAAAGGACCUGCAAAGCGGCCGGGGAAGAGCAGACGGAUGGUUGCCCGUAGCCGAGGAUAG
This is a messenger RNA of Laetiporus sulphureus 93-53, 876 nucleotides long. RefSeq names its product eukaryotic rRNA processing. Gene Ontology annotation, cellular component: nucleolus; preribosome, large subunit precursor; nuclear periphery. Gene Ontology annotation, biological process: ribosomal large subunit biogenesis; rRNA processing. The record is from RefSeq and is a predicted model, not a curated record. NCBI's taxonomy places the organism in Eukaryota, Fungi, Basidiomycota, Agaricomycetes, Polyporales, Laetiporaceae. The coding region runs from base 1 to 876 and encodes 291 amino acids. The transcript has 4 exons.